UAUGAUGGUAAACUUAAAAUGGCGGGCGGUGUUCUUCGUCGGUUCAAUUUGGUUCUUCAAAAAUUAGACCAAGCAAUCCAGAUAUUUCUUGGCCAUGGAUUUCCUCCAAGACCGCUAUGCGCAAUUGAUUGCGGUAACUUCUUGAGCGAACCGAAACCAGUCAAUCGUCUCGGUAGCCGAUCUUUAAAAGAGAUUUUUGAGAACGGCAUUUUGUGGGCAGUUCCAAAGCACCGACGUAGUUUGGAAAUAAGAUAUAAAAGAAGAUUCGGAUUUAAGGAAUACGUAUGGAAGCCACUAGUUCAAAAAACCAAUCUAUUGAUGUGCUUAAAUUGUGGUCAUCACUAUGAAGCUAAUCGCCUAUGUGGAUAUUGUUAUGAGAAAGUAAAGCUUGAGACUAAAGAAAUGCAAGAUGCCAUUCAGAAAAAUUUAGGACUAAGCCCAGUAGAAAAGAAUGUAAUUGUGCUGUAUGAUGGAGAAAAAGAUCAGAAAACAGAAGAUUUCUGGAAGAACCAAAGAGUGGUUGAAAUGCCUAAGAAAAGGCCUGCAUGGUUUAACAAGAAUUUACUCGAACCAACAACACAGGAACCAUCAAGUGAGACGGAUGUCAAACCCACGAAUCUCGCAUAAGACGUGCUUGAAAUCAGACUUUAACAAUCUCCGGUCGAAAAUUAGGAUAUAUCUGUCGAAUUGGAUUAAAAUAAUGCCAAGUUAAUGAAGAUCGAGUUUAUCAGAUUAGGAUGUGUCUCACUUUGUAAGUAGUACAUUUUCACAAAUAAACUAAACAUAUAAAUAUUAAAUGAAA
Dinoponera quadriceps is the source of this 802-nucleotide messenger RNA. It is a transcript of the gene mRpL32, whose product is annotated as 39S ribosomal protein L32, mitochondrial. Bases 19 to 627 code for a protein of 202 amino acids. Gene Ontology annotation, molecular function: structural constituent of ribosome. The transcript has 4 exons. Gene Ontology annotation, cellular component: mitochondrial large ribosomal subunit. Lineage: Eukaryota; Metazoa; Arthropoda; Insecta; Hymenoptera; Formicidae. Gene Ontology annotation, biological process: translation. The record is from RefSeq and is a predicted model, not a curated record.